AUGAACGUGCAGCACAGACAGCGUUCCCUCCCAUCCCGACCCCUGCAGGCCUGCACCCCCUCCUUCCCUCUCUCCUCCUUUCUCCUCCCCAGCCACCAAUCCGCCUUCUCGUCUCGCUGCUUCGUCUCCUCCACCGCCUUGUCUCCGGCAGCCCUACCUCACAACACGUUUCUCGAGGAGCAACGCGAGCAAGGCCAGCAGGAGUGGAUCGAGGCUUCGCACGCUGGCUCCGUCAUUUGCUUCGCCACGUUUUGGAUUCACGCCGCCGUGUGUGAUGGUUCUAGAUCGGCGCAGGUCGUCGUCGCGGAAUAUCAGGGGCGGUGGGUUCUUCACAUCGAGGGUUGGCAAGCUGGGGAGGGUCAAGAGGCUGACAGAGCGUGUUUAGAGCAGCGAGGUCGGCUGUAG
Messenger RNA from Triticum turgidum subsp. durum (durum wheat), 405 nucleotides. The record is from the annotation of a GenBank genome assembly. Lineage: Eukaryota; Viridiplantae; Streptophyta; Magnoliopsida; Poales; Poaceae.